Messenger RNA from Parasteatoda tepidariorum (common house spider), 1473 nucleotides. Its product is annotated as tyrosine decarboxylase pseudogene. NCBI's taxonomy places the organism in Eukaryota, Metazoa, Arthropoda, Arachnida, Araneae, Theridiidae. The record is from RefSeq and is a predicted model, not a curated record.
AUUAUAAUUUUUAAAAAAAAACAAUCCUUCAAAAUGAAUUCGGACGAGUUUAAAGAAAAAGGUUUUGAAAUAAUAGAAUAUAUAUCAAACUAUUUUGAUACUGUUGCAAAGAGACCUGUUGUAACGACAGAAAGACCUGGUUUCAUGAAAGAGCUUGUUCCUCUUAAAGCUCCAGAAAAAGCAGAUGAAUGGGAAGACAUAAUGAAAGAUAUGGAUGAUGUUAUAAUUCCCGGAUUUUCCCAUUGGGCCCAUCCACACUUUCAUGCGUAUUUUCCAACUGGUUGUUCUCUAGCAUCAGUUCUUGGUACCCUAUUAACAGGAGCUUUCGGUUGCUCUGGAAGUUCGUGGUCCACAAGUCCAGCCAGCACUGAACUUGAGGUAAUCAUUUUAGAAUGGCUUGCUAAAGCGUUUGAUUUACCAAAGAAGUUUUUGUUCUAUGAAAAGGGAAGUAAAGGUGGUGGAUGCUUGCAAGGCUCAGCCAGUGAAUGUACUCUUUUAGUUUGUUUGGCUGCACAAAAGAUUGCUUUGCAGAAGUUAAAAAAAGAAAACCCUUCGAUUCCUGAGGGCGAACUAUUAGCCUCGCUUGUAGCCUAUUGCUCUAAAGAAGCGCAUUCAAGCGUCGAAAAGGCUUGUUUAAUAGCCAUGGUUACUGUAAGAAUUAUCGACACAGAUGAGAGAUUCAGGUUUCGUGGUAAAGAACUUGAAGAAGCAGUAAAACAAGAUUUGAAAGACGGACUUCAUCCUUUUCUGGUCGUUGGUACUUUAGGAACAACAGCAUCCACGUCUGUCGAUAAAUUUGAUGAGAUAGGGCCAAUUUGUAAGAAGUAUGAGCUUUGGUUACAUGUUGACGGAGCGUACGGAAUAAGUGCUUUAAUUUGCCCGGAAUUUCGCCAUUUUGCAAAUGGAUUGGAAUAUGCAUCAUCGAUAGCUGUGAAUCCACACAAGUGGCUUUUGAUGCACUUUGAUUGUUCUUCCUUCUGGAUUGAUGAUCGAUGCAGAUUUGUUAAAGCUUUGUCUGCAGAUCCAGAUUCCCUCUCUGCUGAUGCAGACGCUAAAAUAAUUGAUUUUUCUCACUGGGGAACAGGAGACAGAAUAAGAUUUAGAGCACUUAAAAUGUGGGUGGUGAUGCGCACAUAUGGGGUGACGGGAAUGCAAAAAUUCAUAAGAAAUCAUGUCCAACUGGCGAAAUAUUUUGAAGAGCUGGUACAGAAAGACCAUCGUUUUGAAGUUAUUAAUGAUGUUAAUUUUGGUACUAUUUGUUUCCGACUUAAAUCCUCCAAUGAUGCCAAUGCAAAAUUAUUAGCAUCUAUAGUUCAGACAAGAAAGUUAUUUAUGGUCCCGGCAUCAUUGGGAGGAUCUUAUGUUAUUCGUUUUAACAUUAGUUAUGAACAUAUGUCAGAAAACGAUAUUUUUAAUGCAUGGGAAAUUAUAACAACUCAUUUUGAAGAUUUAAAUAAUAUUUAAAAGUUGAAC